AUGUUGGCAAGCGAGCAACAGGCAGUGCCUGUUGCUAAAAGUACACGUGGUGAGCCGCCACGUGCGAUAGAUAAAUCCGCCGCAUCUGCAGCGGGUGCUGUGACUCGCAGUACUGAUGAGCCUGAACUAGAGCUCAUCCUUUCUGGCGAUUCGGAUGCAUCGUACGACUCAAAGGCGGCACCUCCUUCCUCCGGGUCAUCCGGGGCGAACACUGUAAGAGACAGGUUGAUUGGCUCGGGGAAACAUGGCGGUAUCAUGUCCGAGAUCUUCGAAUAG
Molecule: messenger RNA, 276 nt
Organism: Peronospora matthiolae
Lineage: Eukaryota; Oomycota; Peronosporomycetes; Peronosporales; Peronosporaceae
Source: the annotation of a GenBank genome assembly